AUGAAAGAUAUUACGUAUGAUUUUGUUGUUGGAAGCUUGAUGUAUGCUCAAGUUUGUACAAGAACUGACAUUGCAUUUGUUGUUGGAAUGUUGGGAAAAUAUCAGAACAAUCCAGGUAUUGACCAAAUGAAAGCUACAAAGAAAGUUUUAAGGUACCUGAAAUGGACAAAUGACUAUAUGCUUAUGUACAAACGAUCAGAUAGUUUGGAGGUUACUGGCUACUCCAAUUCAGACUUUACUGGCUGUGUUGAUUCACGUAAAUCAACAUCAGGAUACAUAUUUAUGUUUUCCAGUGGAGCUAUAUCUUGUGGAAGCGUCAAGAAAACCUUAAUUACUACUUCCACUAUAGAGGCUGAGUUCGUUUUGUAUUUUGAGUCUACCCCACAUAGAGUAUGA
This is a messenger RNA of Hibiscus syriacus, 396 nucleotides long. Its product is annotated as secreted RxLR effector protein 161-like. The transcript has a single exon. Lineage: Eukaryota; Viridiplantae; Streptophyta; Magnoliopsida; Malvales; Malvaceae. The record is from RefSeq and is a predicted model, not a curated record. The coding region runs from base 1 to 396 and encodes 131 amino acids.